Molecule: messenger RNA, 1988 nt
Organism: Drosophila ananassae
Lineage: Eukaryota; Metazoa; Arthropoda; Insecta; Diptera; Drosophilidae
Product: phosphoribosyl pyrophosphate synthase-associated protein 2
Exons: 8
Coding region: 433-1593 (386 amino acids)
Biological process (GO): 5-phosphoribose 1-diphosphate biosynthetic process; purine nucleotide biosynthetic process
Cellular component (GO): ribose phosphate diphosphokinase complex; cytoplasm
Molecular function (GO): magnesium ion binding; ribose phosphate diphosphokinase activity
Source: RefSeq, a predicted model, not a curated record
UUCUUAUGAAUUUAUUUAUUUUUUGUGUUUUAGUUACAAUUUUUUAAGAUAAAACCAUUUUAAAAGCUGUUUAAAGUUUUCUAAUCAAAACCCCAAAAACAGCUGUUGAGGCCAAUAAAUGUAGAGAUCUGGCAACCCUGGUUGCCCUCGCUUUUUAAUUUCAUUUCGCUCUUUUACGCUCCAUUUUGCCUCCAGCCAUUCGCCUUUAUUUAUCAAAAAAAUAGGCAAACGGCCACUUUAUUGAUUUCGUGUUAAUUGAAAGCGUUAAUCAGUUAAGAAGCGCGCUCUGGCCCAGUCGCCUGUCAGUUCUCCGCCGUUAUCAACAGUUUUCGCGCGUGUUUUCCACAUUUCCACGACCCCUCGCGUGUGUGUGAGUGGCAGAAUCGCCCCAGAUUAGGCAGCGUGCGCCCACCGAAGCGUUGCAGGAGCGACAUGGACAACACCUCCACCUCGGACAUUGUCAUCAUCAAUGGCAACUCCCAUCCGGACCUGGCCAACAUGGUGGCCGAGCGCAUGGGCUUGAAGAACGGCGGGUGCUCCGUUUUCCACAAGUCCAACCGGGAGACCAUUGUUGAAAUCAGCGACUCUGUUAGGGGCAAGGACAUCUACAUCAUCCAGACCGGUACCAAGGAUGCGAACAACAACAUCAUGGAGCUACUCAUCAUGGCCUAUGCCUGCAAGACUUCUUCUGCCCGGUCCAUUGUCGGAGUGAUUCCAUACUUGCCAUACUCGAAGCAGUGCAAGAUGCGCAAGCGCGGCUGCAUUGUCUCCAAGCUGCUGGCCAAAAUGAUGUGCACUUCGGGCCUGACCCACAUCAUCACAAUGGAUCUGCACCAAAAGGAGAUCCAGGGUUUCUUCGACAUACCCGUCGAUAACCUAAGGGCGUCACCCUUUUUACUCCAAUACAUUCAAGAGAGCAUUCCCGACUAUCGCAAUUCGGUGAUUGUGGCCCGCAACCCGGGCGUGGCUAAGAAGGCCAACUCCUACGCGGAGAGACUGCGUCUGGGCUUGGCGGUGAUUCACGGGGAACAGAAGGAGGCUGAAAGCGAUGAGGUAGAUGGUCGCUACUCUCCUCCACCGACCAGUGCGUAUAGCAAUUUAUUAGGAAAUUCAGUUGAAAUGUGCUUACCAGCGACGCCUAGAAACUCUACUCCACAACACGCCCCAUCCAGCAGCAGCCGGACGCGCACCACUUCCGUCUCUGUGGGUGUGCCGGAGCACCCCAUCAAGGUCAAGCCACCGCUGACCAUUGUGGGAGAUGUCAACGGACGUAUUGCCAUCAUGGUGGAUGAUCUUAUUGAUGAUGUCCAGGCGUUUGUGGCUGCCGCCGAAAUGUUGAAGGAUAAUGGAGCCUGCAAGAUCUACGUGCUGGCCACGCAUGGUCUGCUCAGCUCAGAUGCUCCGCGUCUACUGGAUGAGUCGCCCAUCGACGAAAUCGUUGUCACUAAUACCAUUCCACACGAGAUCCAGAAGCUGCAGUGCCACAAAAUCAAGACGAUCGACAUCUCCAUACUGAUUGCGGAGGCUAUUCGGCGCAUUCACAACAAGGAGUCCAUGUCGUAUCUCUUCCGCAAUGUAACGCUGGAGGACUAAGCUGUCCGGUUAUCCACUACUCACAAGCACUCACAGCACCCCCCUCACAGUACCCAGUCCAUAGCUUGAAGUCACAAAUUGAAGGAAAAGGAAUACGGAAUGAAAGAGUCCGGCUUGUUGUGUGUCCGGUUUUUGUUUGUUUUUCGCUUUAGUAAACCAUUGGAAGUGCGCCCAGCGUGCGUUUGCUCAAAUAAACGAAUGAUCCAACAUUGUAGCAUACUUUUAGCCCCCACUUUAGUCCACACUAAGCUACAUGGGUAAAAGUUUUUACUCCAGUCGUUCAUUGAAGGUUAACCACUUUCUUCGUUAGUUCGUAAGUCAAAGAUCGCUAAACUUUGUCAAAAAAAAAGAAACAAAUAAAUAAAUACUGAUUGUACUCUGGUCUGGAAAGUUAA